UUGGAAAGAAGCUGCACCAUCUCAAAAACCAAGGUAGUCCAAUUUUAGUAUCAUGGAAAGUAUUGAAAUCAAAUCUCCAGCAACAAUGCAGAAGCAAAUAACAGUAGUAAACAAGCAUGGCCAAAAACUUGAUGGUUUGUUACAUGACACUGGAUCAACCAACAUCGUUGUCUUAUGCCACGCUUUUCGAUCUAACAAGGAGCACUUUGCAAUGGUCAAGCUUGCUGGGGCUUUGGAAGCUGAAGGAGUCACUGCAUUUCGCUUUGAUUUUUCUAUAACUGAGUACACUGAAGACUCUUAUUAUAGUGGUAACUACGAUAGUGAAAUUGAAGACUUGAGAGCUGUGGUUGAAUACUUCUCUACAGUAAACCGUCCGGUUGCUGCAGUUCUUGGCCAUAGUAAAGGUGCCAAUAUUGUCCUUGAAUAUGCAUCUAAAUAUCACAAUGUAGGUGCUGUGAUGAAUGUCUCGGGCCGUUAUGAUCCGUGGCACAUCAACCUUAAAAAUAGAAAUGCAACCUCGGAGGAAGAAGUGAAAGAUGUUAAGCAGCUGAAUAGUAGCUUUGAUGAAGAAUGGCUUACGAUGGACCCCAAAUGCAAGGUGCUGACGGUUCAUGGCACGGCGGACAACGAUGUGGCGUUGGACGAAGCAUAUGAGAUCGGGAAGGUAGCACCGAACCACCAGCUGAAGUUGGUCGACGGCGCUGACCAUACUUAUGAAUCUCGGCUGGACCAGCUUGCUGCUGCGGUUGUGCCCUUUGCCAAGGAAUGCUGCUUCCCAUCACUUGCCUGAACAAGAUGCAAUCCCAUGUUGUCUCAUUCUUAUUUUGUAUCUUUAAUUCCGGAUUACAUCACCAAAUCUUUAUAAUAUUAAUAAUAAAGCUCAAUUACG
Molecule: messenger RNA, 889 nt
Organism: Salvia splendens (bonfire salvia)
Lineage: Eukaryota; Viridiplantae; Streptophyta; Magnoliopsida; Lamiales; Lamiaceae
Exons: 6
Coding region: 53-790 (245 amino acids)
Cellular component (GO): cytosol
Source: RefSeq, a predicted model, not a curated record